Messenger RNA from Trichoplusia ni (cabbage looper), 597 nucleotides. RefSeq lists its product as uncharacterized. The transcript is spliced from 3 exons. The record is from RefSeq and is a predicted model, not a curated record. Bases 1 to 597 code for a protein of 198 amino acids. NCBI's taxonomy places the organism in Eukaryota, Metazoa, Arthropoda, Insecta, Lepidoptera, Noctuidae.
AUGUUCAUUAAGAUACUAGCAUUACUCGUGCUCGGUGCAGCUGCGUACUGUCAAGACUAUUAUCAUCACACAUCUCCUUUGAAAACAAUUGUAAGGCAUGAAACUCCAAGAUGGGAACAACAGAAUGUUUAUACUGAGGCCAUAAUUUCUGCUCAAACAAAUGGACAGUAUAUCGGUCAACAGAACUAUGGACAUUCUUCGCCCAAAAGAACACAGAGUCAAAUUACCCGUGGUCAUGAUCGGAUUCAACCAGAUAUUCCUAAUAACUACUUUGAGCCUACUCCCACUCAGGAGUACGGUCAAGCCGAUUCCUCGCAAAACUUGAACCAAAUUCCCAGCGGUCAUGAACAAAUCUUAAACAGAGUUCCUGAGUACCUGUUUGUACCAGCGCAAAACCCUGCUCCAGUCACUGAGACUAUCUUAAAUGAUACACCAGUUUAUCAUGCUCUGCGUGUGCAGCCUGUUCAACAAGCCCCGCGUGUUAGUUACAAUCAGCAAGUUCAGAACCAAAAUGUGGGACCCCAUCACGGAAUAUCCCACGGUGGGACGUCACACUAUCAGAGUUCUCACAAUGUCGAAUACCAUAUUCAACACUGA